CCGUAGAUGCAGCGAUCGACGGCUCAGUACAGACGUAUCGUGUCCAAAUGAAAGCCCAUUUCUCCCGCAGGCUCGCACUCAUCGCCCGCCACCGCCGCCGCCGGAAAGAAGACCUCCGACACGAACCCUACCGCCUCCGAUUCCCCUCGCUCCUUCCGAAGGGCUGUUGUUGCUAGAGGGGGACGAUGCCGCUCGGCCUGAUACUGAGCUCGAUCGGGAGGUCGAUGAGGCGGAAGCGGACGUCCUCGCUCAACAUCCUCUCCUCCAAGAGGGCGCCCCGGGAUUACUACAAGGGCAAGAACUGCAAGCCCACUGGGUUCCACACCCGCAAAGGUGGGUAUGUGAUGGUGGAUGCAAAGUUACCAAGAUUUGUGGUCCCGGACUUGACUGAUUUCAAGUUGAAGCCAUAUGUGUCACAAUGUGCCAGGGACGACCUCACAGCCUCCUCAACGUCCACGGCUUCAGCAGAAUCUACUGGAAACAAAAACUGAUAUGUUUCCAGAUGCUCUAGGCACUGCUUGUUCUUGUGGAACGCGAGACAGCUUUGUAGUUGUGUUUUCCAUAUGGUGUGCACAUUCAGAACAUGUAGCAUCAUCACUUCGCUGCAUCUGAGUAUUCAAUAUUGAGUUGGGCUUUUUUAUGUAAGAGCAAACUUUAUGUCUUAGCAUAAAUCAUCAGAACUUUUUACAGUCGUUAAAUGUACACUGUGUUCACAAUAUGUCUGUGAUUGGUGUUCAUUUCCUCAAGGAAGUGAUGCUACGACGCUGAUUGCUAACGGCAACACGAUCCCUCUUUGCUAAA
Brachypodium distachyon (stiff brome) is the source of this 801-nucleotide messenger RNA. Its product is annotated as 39S ribosomal protein L41-A, mitochondrial. Gene Ontology annotation, cellular component: mitochondrial large ribosomal subunit. Gene Ontology annotation, biological process: translation. The coding region runs from base 186 to 491 and encodes 101 amino acids. The record is from RefSeq and is a predicted model, not a curated record. Gene Ontology annotation, molecular function: structural constituent of ribosome. The transcript has 4 exons. NCBI's taxonomy places the organism in Eukaryota, Viridiplantae, Streptophyta, Magnoliopsida, Poales, Poaceae.